Molecule: messenger RNA, 1131 nt
Organism: Miscanthus lutarioriparius
Lineage: Eukaryota; Viridiplantae; Streptophyta; Magnoliopsida; Poales; Poaceae
Source: the annotation of a GenBank genome assembly
AUGCAGGCCGCCGCCGGUCGUCGGCAGUUGCCGGCGGCAGUCUCUGCGAUGGACCUCUUCCCCGACGGGGCCUUCGUGCGGCUGCGGAACCGCGCGCAGCAGACGUACCUCCACGCCGACCACGACGGGGAGGGGGUCUCCCUGCGCCCGCACGGCCCCGCCUUCUCCCUGAACGCGGUGUGGCGGGUGCACCGCGUCGAGGUCGACGGGGCCACCUUCGUCCUCCUCCAGGGCGCCGCCUACGGCCGCUACCUCGCGAUCUCGCCCGCCGAGGCGCCGCCCGGCCACCACGGCAACCGCGCCGUCCAGCGCGACUACGAAGGGGCCGACGUGGGCACCCUCAUGUGGAGGCCCUUCAGGAUGGUCGACGACGCGAGAUAUGUCCGCCUGCGCCACGACUUCAACCGCAACCUCCGCGCCAACGGCAGGUUCCGCUUCUGGCACACCGCCGUCACCGUCGAUACCAACGAAGGCAGGUGGACCACGAUGAUGCAGUGGACGGUCGGCAGAUUCCAGCUGGGACCGGGGCUGCCACCCCUUCCACGUCCGACUGUGAAUCUAGGAGGCCGCAGUGGCCUCUUCCGGCGGCGCAGGCCCGAGGCGGAUGAACGGCGGACGAUCCGGCACGUGCGGGCGAACGACGAAGGGGAGUUUAACCAGAACUAUAAUAAUUGGCCCACAUUCCAUUUCUACGGCCGCUCCGUGUUCAACCUGAGGAUGCAGGUGGGGAUACGCCAGCCUGGCGGGGAAUACGGGGACGGCAUCACACUGGCCGUGCGGCCCGGCUUGCAAGGGCGGCUAACCCCUCUGGUCACCGACCUGCCUCGCAGCGUAGAUACCAUGGACAUCGUCGUCUUCAACACCGGAUCACAAGCUUGUGCGAUGUUUAAACUUAUCAGCAAGCUAAGUAAUGGCAGUGUGACAUGUACGAAUAAUCUAAAGCAGGUUGUAGACAAGCAGAUGCAUUCUAGUGAAAUAAUCUCAGACUCUCAGGAUUCAUUUCUCAGGUGCUCAGAAUUUAGUGUACCCAGAUAUAGCGUAGAGGACUACGAGAGCAGAAAUUCUGACAACUUCGCAAAUCAUCUCUUCGGCAAUCAAAAGCAUUUAAGCAUUGGUGUCCCGAGACAGUGA